Schizosaccharomyces cryophilus OY26 is the source of this 1162-nucleotide messenger RNA. Its product is annotated as coatomer delta subunit Ret2. Gene Ontology annotation, cellular component: COPI vesicle coat; cytosol. Lineage: Eukaryota; Fungi; Ascomycota; Schizosaccharomycetes; Schizosaccharomycetales; Schizosaccharomycetaceae. The transcript has 4 exons. Gene Ontology annotation, biological process: endoplasmic reticulum to Golgi vesicle-mediated transport; Golgi localization; retrograde vesicle-mediated transport, Golgi to endoplasmic reticulum. The record is from RefSeq and is a predicted model, not a curated record. The coding region runs from base 61 to 774 and encodes 237 amino acids.
CUUCCAUUAACAAAAUCAUAGAUUUGUCUGCUACAAUUAGAAAGCAAUUACUUUUAAAAAAUGGUUGUUUUAGCAGCAAGUAUUGUGAAUCGAGGUGGUAAAGCCAUUAUUUCCCGUCAAUUCCGUGAAAUGUCUAGAGCUCGUGUAGAGAGUCUGUUGUCAUCAUUUCCUGCAUUGGUUUCUGGAAAAUCCCAAAAUACGACAGUCGAGACAGAAAACGUUCGUUUUGUAUAUCAACCUUUUGAUGAACUGUACAUGGUUUUAACGACAAACUUGCAAUCCAAUAUUUUACAAGACAUUGAUACUCUUCAUUUGCUGUCCCAAGCAUUAACCUCUAUAUGCCCGUCUUCUGAUGAAAGAGAGAUUUUGGAAUAUGCUUUUGAGAUUUUCAUUGCAUUUGAUGAAGUUACGAGCCUUGGUUAUCGGGAUAAUGUUACGCUCCCUCAAGUCAAAAUGUAUUUGGAAAUGGAAAGUCACGAAGAAAAGAUUCAAGAAAUUGUCUCAAGGAACAAAGAAUUAGAAGCAACUGAAGAAAGAAAACGACGGAUCAAACAAUUGGAAAUGCAAAAGAAAGAUGCUAGGCGUGCUGCUUCUCACCCUGCAUCUGAUAUUUAUGAAUCGGCUGGAUAUCAAACCGUCAACACUACUAUGGCUGCUAACGCAGAAGAAGAAUCUGCUAUGGAGUCAUAUCAUUCUGCUGCAAAGGCUGCAUCUGCCCCUCGGGUGAAGGGUAUGCAGUUGGGUAAGAAAAAAACAACCACUUCAAUGUUUUAAACUAUACGCCUUAGCCUCCUUUGAUAUAAUUCCUUGCUUUUGCAUAACAUUGUUGUUCUCUUCUAAUGCUUGCCUAUACUUAUAAUAUUCAUUCUUUUUUUUUUCUCCUCAAGCUACUUGAAGAAUGAGCAGGAAACCUUUUUGAACUUAUUCAAAAUAUUGACUUUUUUCAGCUUGAUCAACAACAACUCAAGUCUACUGCUUAUACGUAUGUUUCAUAAGUAAAGAAGGGACCCCUUUUUGGCCGUAUAAACAUGUCGUGUAUGUAAUGUUGAAAUGCGCUUAUAGAUUUAUUAAAUGUAAUAUCAUGAAGAGGUUUCCGUUUCGCAACUAUAGUAACCAUCGUUUUCAGACUAUAAAUAGUUAUGCUUGAAUCCAAAAAGAUAAC